Messenger RNA from Heteronotia binoei (common prickly gecko), 2627 nucleotides. It is a transcript of the gene FASTKD2, whose product is annotated as FAST kinase domains 2. Gene Ontology annotation, molecular function: RNA binding. Lineage: Eukaryota; Metazoa; Chordata; Lepidosauria; Squamata; Gekkonidae. Gene Ontology annotation, cellular component: ribonucleoprotein granule; mitochondrial matrix. The record is from RefSeq and is a predicted model, not a curated record. The transcript has 12 exons. Gene Ontology annotation, biological process: mitochondrial RNA processing; regulation of mitochondrial mRNA stability. Bases 212 to 2269 code for a protein of 685 amino acids.
CUUUCCGCUUCCCCCUAACGCGGAAAGAGCUGGUUUGUCCCUCGCAGGGAGCCGUCCGCAGCGGGAGGUGCUGCCUUCCGGUUUGGGUCACGUGAUGGCAGCGGCUGCGCGCGUGGUCCGCAAGGAGACGCCGGCGAUGACUUACACGAUCCAGUUUUGAUUUGCACCGCUACCAAUUGAGCGAGUUGUUUUUCUUCGAACAAGUCAUUGAAUGAGGAGCGGCACAAUGAAUAAGAACCUGGGUUGUUUUAUAAGGGCCAUUAGGCAAAUGCAGGCAUGCCCUUCUGCCGUGAGACCUAGUUCUCAAACAGUGGUGAGAACAUAUGCGUUGGUGACUUAUGGCCGUGAAAGCUGUGUACAAAGUUCUUAUCUCAGGCAAUGCCCAUUGUACAUAUCUCCUUGCUGGCUUCGGUUGUCUGCUAGGUUUUUUUCUCAAGACACCUUCAUUCUUGGCGCAGAAAGUACCAGCGCAAAUGAACAGAGAGACACUAAUGGUUUGUUAGAUGAUCAAAUGCAAAGCUCUAGACCAGUGACUGUAGAACUCGCCAAACCUCCAUCUGGUUCCAUGGUCACUGGAGCAACAGAAGGAAGCGCAGGUGAAGAAACGGAUGAAAGGUCUGUGACCCGGCAGUUCUUCGAUGACCUUCAAAGGUGCGCGUCCCCUUGCGAUGUCCUAGACUUGGUUCCGAGGUACCCAAUUACCUCAAAGUACAUCAGCAACUGCCUGGCCUCUAUGUGGAUGCUGACCAAAAGACUGUCGGAAGAGCAGAAGCAUUAUGAGAGACAGCUGAUGUUCCAGCACCCUCAGUUUGGCCAGGUCUGCCAGUUCACGAUGCAGGAGGCCAAGUACAUGUGGCACGAUGACUUGGCGUACAGCCUGCAUGCGGUGGUGAGGCUUGGAGUCCCGCAGAAUACUCGGUUGGUUCAGACCAUGUUGAGGGUAUGCCAGGAGCGUCUGAAUGACUUUGAUGACCGAAGUCUUUCUGUCAUCGCCUCUACCGUGCAAGGGAUGGAUAAAUGCAAGAACGUGGAAGCUCUCCAAACUGGAAUGCAAUUGCUGGUGGAGCAGCGAAUCCCCAAGAUCUCAAGCAUGUUUAUACUGCAAACGCUGAUGAAAUGUAUCGGACAGGACUCGCCCUUGUCUCUUAAGACAAAAGUGGAGAACAAGCUUUUGAGUCAACUCAACCAGCUGACGCUCCCCAAUGCUCUGCAUAUGUUCAGCGCGCUGGCUGAAAUGAAUCACCGCUCCAUUCCCAUUCUGAACGUGUGCAGUGACAAAGUAAUAGAGAAUAUCGAGGGAAUUUCAUUCUGGCGAUUGCUAACUGUUUUGAGAUCGUCCAAUGACCUUCUGUAUCGUAACACUACACUCUUCUCUGCAAUAGCCAAUUACAUUGCAUCAGCCUUCUACAUGUGGGACAACAAACAGAUAGUGCUCUUCCUUUCGGCCUUUGAGAAUCUUGGCUUUCGCCCAGUCGAGCUGAUGAAUACUUUUGCUGAGAAAAUGAUAUUGCAUCCCGAUUCCUUGAACAUGAAGGAUAUUCUGAUUGUUCUUCGAGCCUAUUCUCUGCUCAACCAUGUCCCUCAAGGCCAAGAACAGCAGUUCCUCCAGGUUCUGAAUGACGGCUUGACUGGCUACCUGGCCAGGAUCCCAAAUGUGGAGUUACUGAGAGCUGUAUACUCGUUCUGCAUUUUAGGAUAUCUUCCCCAGCCAGCCCUUGAUCAGCUGCUACAAGAUGAAGUCCUUCUCGAUCUGAUGACCAAAGAUGGGCAGAACUUUGAGCAAAACGAAAUGAUGUUGCGUACCGUGAAUAUUUGCCUAGCGCUCGAGGGUCAUUCUACCCCCAAGCCAGGAAUAUCCUUAUGGGCAGAGAAACAGGCCUCUCCUUCCUUUUCUCUGUUUCCUGAGAUCCAGGAGGUCCUCUUCACGCUCCUGGGAGACGCAAGCCUGUUUCGACCAAAUGUGAAGGUGACUCACGGCUACAACAUAGAUUUUGAAAUCCUCCUGGGUGCCAGUGGAAGGGUGGUGGCCAGCAGCAAAGCCGAGCAGCCAGGAGAUGAUCCCAGAAUUCAGAGGGUGGCCAUUCUGUGUGCCCCCGUGUCUGCUUUCUGCAUGGGCUCAAGGCACCCCCGUGGCAGGUUGGCCAUGAAGAUGAGGCAUUUGAGACUGCUGGGCUAUCGCGUGGUCCUGGUUCAUUACCCGGAAUUUCAAAAACUGAAGAAAGACGAGGCGGUUCAAUUCUUGAAAGGAGAAAUAUUUUCAUCAGAAUAACAUCUCAUCUCUGAUUAGAACACCCAGCGCGGCUGUUUAAGUGAAUGGAUGACAUUGUGAAAUUUUGUACCCUUCGGGAAAGAACCAUGAAUAAGAUUCUUUAACUCUUGCGUCGUUUGCCCUUCUCUGUUUUAACUGAUGGUUUUAGAAUCUUGUCUGCCUGAUCACAUUCAUUCUAAAAGGAAGGAAGGACACACAGUUACCUGUUACACCCCUUAAGGUGGAAAUGGAAGAGGAUGUAGGAAUAUGUAAAAGGAGAAUACAAUAUGUACACUGUAGAUUAAUAAUUAUGCAGAAUGAAUAUGACCUGCAUGAAUUGUCUCUAUUCCUUGUAAAAAUAAACAUUGGUGUAGUGAUA